AUGUUGGGUGAUUCUCUGGAAUACAGUUUACCUGGUGUACUUCAUUAUCUACAAGCUGAAUGGCGACGCUUUGAACGUGAAAGGAACGAAUGGGCUAUAGAAAGAGCUGAAUUAAAGGCUCGUAUAGCAUUACUGGAAGGUGAACGACGAGGUGUAGAAAAUCUUAAAACUGAUUUGAUCAAAAGAGUGAAAAUGUUGGAAUAUGCUUUGAGGCAGGAAAGAAAAAAAAAUAUAGGAAUUUCUUCUCAAACAAAACGUCAAUUACCUUAUGUUACAUCAACUAACUUGUCAUCAAUGUCACCUACAAUGGAAUCUAUCGCUGAUAGUAAAAUGCGAGAAAAAAGUCAACAAACUCUGAAAGCGUGUCUCAAAGAAAUCAAUUAUUUGACAUCCAUGCCAACCAAAUUACCUUUGACAUAUACUUUGGCAAAUUCUGUACGAAACAAUCCAAACAAUCGAAAUUCAACACAACAACAACAACAACAACAACAACAAUCAUCAACAAAUAAUAAUAAUAAUAAUAAUAAUAAUACCCAAAAUGAUACGCCAAUACAACAAAACAAUUCUCCAACUUCUCCAACUGCACAAACACAAAUUCGUACUUAUCCCACAAGUAUCACUCCAACUAUGAUCAACGAUAAAAAGAACCAACAACAAAGCAAAUCUUCCAAGAAGAUGCAAGAGAAAUAUAAUAUUUCUGAUGAAAAGGUACAGAAAAUGUUAAGAAAUGCAAGCAAGGGUCAUCUGGAUUCGGUCCGUGCUGUUGCUUUUCAUCCAAAUGAAAUGUUAGUUGCUUCUGGAUCUGAUGAUGGUACAGUCAAGAUUAUCAACUUACAACGAUCUACAGGUGCUGACGGAACUACACUUAAAAAAUCACAUGAAGAUUUGGAUGCCACAGCCACAUAUAGAGGACAUAGCAAUAUUGUUACUGGUGUAGCUAUAUCUGGUGAACAAAAUAGAGUGUAUUCUUCAAGUCUUGAUGCUACCAUCCGUGUUUGGCGCUUACCAUCCGAACAACAUGGCACAUUUUCUCCUGUAGAUCCAUCACUUUAUAUCACUACCUUUAUUGGACAUACUGACGCUAUUUGGGAUUUCAAGUUGUCACCUAAUUCGAAUUUAUUAGCUUCAGCAUCUGCAGAUGGUAAAGUCAAGAUAUGGGAUACUCAAGGCACUACUGAACUAUUGAAACGAUCAUGGGGAUAUGAAGGAACCAAUGUGGAUGAAAAUGAACAAGAUUAUGUAGCUCCAACAUGCCUUGAUUUUUGUCGUACAGAUGUUAACAAACUUGUAGUUUCAUAUACCAAUGCCAAAAUCCGUCUCUUUGAUAUUGAAACUGGAAAAGUUGUUUUAACCUUUACAGGAUCAGACGAUGAUUAUGAUUCAACUUGCAAAACACAAAUCAACAAAGUGGUCAGUCAUCCAACAAUGCCACUCAUCGUAUCUGGACAUGAAGAUCGACAAAUUCGAUUCUUUGAUAUCAAUAGUGGUAAAUCAACCUUCAAAAUGUCAGCCCAUUUGGAUGCAGUGACUAGUUUAGACAUGGAUCCUAGUGGUAUGACUUUUGUAUCUGGUGGACAUGAUUCUUCCAUUCGAUUAUGGGAUAUGGCAAUGACUAAGACAUGUAUUCAAGAAUUUUCAGCUCACAGGAAAAAAGGCGAUGAAGGCGUAUUGGAUAUACAAUAUCAUAGAUCAUUUCCUUGGAUGGUCAGUGGUGGUGCAGAUGGUAUUGUCAAAAUAUAUCAUCAUGGUCAGUGA
Messenger RNA from Halteromyces radiatus, 1755 nucleotides. RefSeq names its product WD40-repeat-containing domain protein. The record is from RefSeq and is a predicted model, not a curated record. Lineage: Eukaryota; Fungi; Mucoromycota; Mucoromycetes; Mucorales; Cunninghamellaceae. The transcript is spliced from 10 exons. Gene Ontology annotation, molecular function: protein binding. The coding region runs from base 1 to 1755 and encodes 584 amino acids.